AUGGCGCCUCUCGUCCUCACCCUGCGGAUGCGCACGCUCAUGGUCGCGCCGAUCCUGCUCGCCAUCGCCACCGGCAUCGCCCUCUUUGCCCACUCCGACGUCAACACGCCGAUGCUGUGGUCGCAGUGCCACGCCCACGCGCGCAUCCCCGCCCUCAGCCGCAUCCCCGUCCUCGGCACGCCCUCGUGCUACCUCGUCAGCUUCUUCCAGGCGGCGCUCGACUCGGUCCGCACGCGCGCCGUGCUCGCCGUCAUCCUCGCCUUUGUCGGCGGCCUGCUCACCGUCUGCACCGUCGAGUCGGCGCGCGGCUGCAACGCCACCGCCCGCGUCGUCGCCCACCCCACGCCCUCCUGGCUGCUCUUCAACCUGCUCGGCGGCGCCCUCGUCUGGCAGCUGCUCAUCGUGCCCGCGCAGAUCCAGCGCCUGCGCAACAUCUUCAUCGCGCAAAAGAAUGGCGGCGCGGGCGACGGCGACGGCGACGAGGAGGGCAAUGUCGGCGGCGGCGGCGGCGGAGACAGGCUCGAGAGACUCGGCGUCGACCUGGACCGAAACAUUGCGGGCUCCGAGGUCGUUGCUAUUCCCGUCGCCGUCGCCGUGGGCUUUCUCCUCCCGUCGAUCCUGAUGCUCGUCUACAACAGCAGCCCGGUCGCGAUUGGCGUCUGGCUCUUCUUCCCCGUCUACGUCUCCCUCGCGCGGCUCGGCGUGCGCUGGAUGCUGCAGCGUACCUGGGACUACACGGCCGAGCGCAACGUGCACCUCGAGACGCACCGCCGCAGCCUCGUCGCCGUGUACGCCCUACCGCUGCUGGCGUCACUCUUGGCCCACGCCGCCAUCAUCUGGAGCAUGACGCGCCGCGAUGACCGCAAGGAGAUGACGCGCUCGUGCGUCAUGUUCAUCGAAAUCGACUUUGCCUUCAUCGGCGCCACCGUCCUCUACUGGGUGCUCGUCGAGACCAACUGGAAGGUGCCCUUGUACAUGGUGGCCAUCUCGGUGGUGCUCGGUCCCGGCGCGGGCGUCCUCGGCGGCUGGCUGCUGCGCGAGAAUGUCAUUCAGGAGGAGCUCGGUGCGGUCAUUGAUCUCGAUGCCGCGGAGGACACCGCCGGUGAACCAUCGGAGCAGACGCCGCUGCUCUAA
This is a messenger RNA of Akanthomyces muscarius, 1134 nucleotides long. RefSeq lists its product as uncharacterized. The record is from RefSeq and is a predicted model, not a curated record. The coding region runs from base 1 to 1134 and encodes 377 amino acids. NCBI's taxonomy places the organism in Eukaryota, Fungi, Ascomycota, Sordariomycetes, Hypocreales, Cordycipitaceae. The transcript has a single exon.